Molecule: messenger RNA, 3756 nt
Organism: Fusarium falciforme
Lineage: Eukaryota; Fungi; Ascomycota; Sordariomycetes; Hypocreales; Nectriaceae
Exons: 1
Coding region: 1-3756 (1251 amino acids)
Molecular function (GO): protein binding
Source: RefSeq, a predicted model, not a curated record
AUGACAAUCACCACUCUACUACUCUUGACCAUUGCCGUCAUCCUCUUCGCCUCUCCCGCCGCCGCGCACUCCUUCCCCUACGUGCCUACUCAGCUCCUCAUGCCCGAUCGCCCAUGCAUCGACCAUACCGUACCUUGCGCCGCCUCUGAUCUGGCCUACAUCUUCCGACAGACGGCCUCUGACAGCAUCGAAUUCCGCGCCCUCAACUUUUCCCACAGCGUCAGCGCCGACGACGUCGACCUCGAGCGCCCUGCCGGCAGGACCUCUCUCCCGUUUCUUCUGGACAAGUCCAGCAGUACGGCGUUUGGCGCCGCCAGGACGGCCAACGGCUCGGUGCUCGUUUACGCGGGCAACUGUCAGACCGGCAGCGGCGAUGUUUGGAGCUUCGACCCGGAAGAGGGAGGCGAUUGGACUCGACGCGGUCUUGGCGACGAUGGCGAUCGUCGUCGUGCGCCUUACUUUCUCGGCGCCACUGUCGCCUUCUCGUCCAUGCUUGCUCCUAGGAUGGACCAGCCGACUAUGUAUACCUACGGUGGUAUGUGUACCACGCCAGACUCUGGAUCCAACGCCCCCAAGACCUGGCAGGCCGAGGCCAACUACACAAGGACCAUGAUAAGCCUUGCGCCCACAAACAGAAACCCCAAUACGCCAUACACAUUGAGUGUGGCUUCCAGCAGCGGAUCGCGCGUCCCAAUUGCUGGUUUUACCCUUACAGGCCUGACACCUUCUAUCACUAACAAGUCUGGCAUCGUCACCCAGCAGACUAGUUACGUCCUCCUUGGUGGACAUAGCGAGUCGGCCUUUAUCAACAUGAGCACCGUGGCCGUGUGGAACUUGCCCGCCGAGUCGUGGAGUUAUGUGGACAUCCAAGCCCCAGACGUCAAGAUUCCCAACACGGAUCUCACGGUCAAGUCCACGACGACCCGUGGGAGCACAAAGAACACUGCGGACAAUGUCUACAGUCGCUCCGGGCACACGGCGACUCUCAGCGAGGACGGAAACUCCAUCAUUGUUUUGGGAGGAUGGGUCAAGGACGUCAACACCCCAGCCGAGCCUCAGCUUGCCAUUCUCGAGAUGAGCGAUGCUUACAGCGGAUGGCAGUGGAAGAUCCCAGAGGAGCAGCCCGACUUUACUGGACUCUAUGGACACGGUGCGGCAGUCUUGCCUGGCAACAUGCUCAUGGUCUACGGCGGUUGGGAGCUUUCUGGCUCUACUUCCAGUCGCAAGACGAAGCGCCAGGCUGUGUCAGGCUCACUCCGCUUCUAUAAUAUUACCUCUGGAUCUUGGGAGACCGACUACAAGAACCCCCUGGCCGGCGAGUUGCCUCCUGAGAGUGAGAGCGACAAUGCUCCCAAGGAGAACCAGAAUCACUCCAACUCUAAGAAACUUGGCUUGGGUCUGGGUCUGGGCUUUGGUGUCGCUGUUCUGAUUGCCCUGAUCAUCGCUGCGGUUUGCUGGUGCAAGAGACGUAAGCGACACCGCGAGAAUCGUGACCAGGCUGUUCGUGCCCUGUCUCAGGAUGCCAGCCACUUUUCCUCUGGACGAGAAGAGAUGAUGGAGCGAGAUGAUGACCCUUGGGGAACCGGUGGUGUUCCUUGGUAUACCGGCGCUGACCCUUACGCUGCUGGUGAGCGAUCGCUCGGCUACGAGUCUCUGCGAGGCAACCGAGGAAACUUGCCCGGACUUCAUAUCCCUCACAAGCCCAUGCCGAGGCCAUCCCGUGGUGGUUAUGUGGCCACAGGGCCACGGCCAGGAAGCUUCCCAGGACCAAUCCACCCCAUCUAUGAGGACGACGAAGAAGAAUCUUACCACAAUCACCGAGUACAGGACUCUGUCCACACGCCUACGUCCGAAGUUCCCUCAGAUCCCUUCCAGACUCCCGUCACAGCCGGUGCUGUCCCCCCACCCGCAUUCUUGAUUCCUGGUGGUCGAGCUUCCGCUACGCCUAGCCCCGAGAGCCCACGACAUGAUCCCGAGGUUCAGGACUGGGUCUCUGAUGUUGAUGCCGCUGAAGGACUUCUCGCUCGUAUGAACAGCCGUCAUGGCCAGAAGCAAGGUGCUCAGAACCAGAACCAGAACCAAGGCCAGAACCAAACUCAGGGGCAAGGUCGUGUCUCACCUACACGACGUAACUCGAACCGCUCUGUUGCUCUGCGCGAUGAUGAGUCCCGAAGCGGAUCUAACUUGUCCGAGUCGGCACGAAGCGCAGCAGAGAGCAUCAAGGCCAAGGCCCGUCAACUUAACCCCCUAGCUCCCACGUUCCUAGCAGCCGGCGCCGAGCACCCUAAGCCGGGUAGCUCGACGUCAUCAAGCAGCUACAACACGGCACGCUCAUCGUUUGGCGCUCUUCAAGCCGAGGGUCCCGCGCUCCUUAUGGGUGAUCGCGCUCCUAGUAGAUAUGAUGACGACGAGCCUUCAUCGCCUUCAAAGUCGAAGCCGCGCCGAGGAUGGCUCGGCUCCCUGAGACGAGUCUUUUCCGGAUCUAGUACACCGACAUCCUCUCGUGAAGAUAUGGCCCAAGUUCGACGCUCGUUUGAUCAAGAACCCGUGUGCGGCGACUAUGAGCCCGGCCUCGUUGGUCUGCGCGGCGAGCUUCUUAGGCGGAAGCAAGGCCGUCAGGACUGGGAGGACCUGAGCGCUGUUCCCGGGUCAUCAUCUAGGGAUGCCAUGAUGUCGGGAGGAGCUGGUGGUCUAGAGCCCGGUGGCGAGUCUGACUGGGAUAUUGAGAAGGCGGUAGAGCAACGUCUCGUGCAGGUCAUGUUCACGGUGCCUAGAGAGCGUCUGAGGGUGGUCAACGGCGGCAACGACUCUGAGAGCGACCGCGAGAACGAGGUGCCGGUGAAGCCACAGUCAGCUGUGCUCGUGGAUCCCGAGAAGGAGAGCCAACGAUCAGUCAGCGCAGAGCAUCACGAGGAUGAAAAGACCACGUUCAGGAGGACUUCGUUCAGGAGUAGGGUUCGCCAAGAGGAGGAGAGGGUUAUGCUCAGAGGAGGCCUUCGCCACGAUGACGAUGACGAUGAAGAGGAUGAGAUGGAUGAGAAGUUGGCCGAGAAGCAGCAUCUUGUUGAGGAGAAGCAACAUCCUUUCCGAGAGAAGACUCAUCUUGUUAAGGAAAGGAAGGCUUCUCUCGAUGAGAAGUCUCAUCUUCUCGUGGAAGAUGAUGAUGAUGAUCCUUUCGUGGAGAAGUCCCCCCUGGUUACAGAGAAACCACAACUCAUCCAAGAAAAGGCCCCGGUGGUCGAAGAGAAGCCGGAACCGGUACAGCAGUUACAGCGUCCGGAGGAGGAGAAGGUGGAGGAGGAAGAGCCUAAGAAGCUUGAACAGCCGCAACCAUCACCACCCGAACAACCUCCUCAACCACAGUCUCAACCUCAACCUGAGCAGCCUCAAACACCUCAACCACCAAAAUCCGCUCACCUCCAACCCAUCCAUCCCCUCUUCCACCGCCACUCCCCCUCCCCAUCUCCAUCUCCAUCCCCGUCUCCCUCCCCGUCACCGUCCCCCAACCGCCGCAGGAGACACCAUAUGAGGGGCGAGUCGAGCAACUCGGUGGGCUUGAUGCACCACGUCGACCUCGCUCCGCUCGAACCUCACCUCUCCCACUCUACCGACGGUCGUCCGUCGUCGGGCGUCGUCAUGAAGGCCCAGGCCAUGCCUCUGACUCGCGAGAGGCCCCGGACGCGCGUCCUGGCCAUGGUGGACAGCUUUGAGAGUCUGAGCCGCGAGGGAAGUCCCAGUCCAACGCGCUUCACGUAA